AUGGGGUCAAGGGUCAGAUUCUCCCAGUGUCUCAACAAAUGUCUACAAGAUGUGUCAACCCUCAAAGAGAUCCUAAUUGAGAUCCAUGCAGAACUUUGCUAUGCAGAAUGUCUGAUGAUCAGGGCCAUGCUUACGUUUGUACAGGAUGAAAAUCUGAUUAGUUUUGUUAAAGGAGGACUCAAAAUUAGGGAGUGUUACAAAGUCUACAAAGAAUGCAAUAAAAUGCUGAAAUACAGGACAUUUAAAGAAGAGAAAAUACACUUUGAGAGUGGAGUAAGGAUGGGUGUUGGUGGGUUUAACUUGAUGAUUUCAUUGCUACCUGGUAAAGUACUUAAACUACUGGAGUUUGUUGGUUUCUCAGGCGAUAAAAAAGUUGGACUAAGUGAGCUACAGAAGGGUACAGAGGUGAUGUCAAGUCUACGAGGACCAUUGUGUUCUGUUGUCCUUAUAGGCUACCAUACUGUAGUCUGUUUUGUCUUAGGUUUAGCUGACGGAGACAUUGAUCUGGCAGAUGAACUUCUACAGAAUUGCCUAAAACGGUUUCCAAAGGGUGCUUUGUUUUUAUUUUUUGCCGGACGAAUUGCUGAAGUGAAGGGAAAUAUAGAUAAAGCAAUAUGCAAAUUUGAAGAGUCCAUAGAGUGCCAACAGGAGUGGAGGCAGUUCCAUCAUCUUUGUUUCUGGGAACUAAUGUGGUGUUACUGUUUUAAAUCUGAUUGGUUGAUGGCAAUGAAGUAUGCAGAGAAGUUAUGUAAGGAGAGUCGUUGGAGCAAGGCGACGUAUACAUACCUGAAAGCAUGUUUUCUACUGAUGUGUGAGGAUCGAUCACAGGACACACAGGAUCAUCUGCUCUAUUUAUUUGGAGAGGUACCGAAGCUGAAACAAAGAAUAGCGGGGAAAUCCAUCCCGUUAGAAAAGUUUGCUGUCCACAAAGCAAAAAGGUUCCAGGAGGAAGGGAACCGACUCCUACUGCCAGCCCUGGAAAUGGUGUACUUGCUGAAUGGUUUCAACAUCCUCAGUAAAAAUGAGCCUCUGCUUGAACCGUUCCUGUUGACCACGGAGAGAACAAUAAAUGAGGUUUUAGAGAACAGAGAUGCCCACCCCUGUUUUAUUGAUGACUACAGCCUCGCCCUCCUGUUGAAGGGUGUGUGCCUUAAACACCGGUCACAGUAUUUCCAGGCAAGACAAUGCUUCACAGAAAUUAUUGUAAACGAGAAAAGCAUUAAGAAGGACACCUUCCUAGUUCCCUAUGCAGUGGUUGAGUUGGCCAUACUGAGUCUUGCUGAGGAGAACUGGAAUGAGGUCAAGAUUCUUCUAGAGAAAGCAAAGAACAAGUACAAAGGCUACCUGUUGGAGUCACGGCUACACUUUCGUAUCCAUGCUGUCCGCCUGUCCUUAUCCAAUCAACAGAACAGUAACAAUAGCAAUGGAGGAGAAGAUGUAGAGGAUAUUGAAUCACCCCUGGGGUCACCACACCCAGGCACAUCAGAUCAGGAAGGCAGUUGGAACAGCUGGACUUCAGGACAAGAAAGUCUAGAUGCUGGACUGGCAGAAACCAACCACACAACACAUUUUUGAUGUUAGACAGUAGAAUUAGCAAAUGUGUGAAUGAGAGAAAAUGUACGGUAUGUCAUUUGAUAUGCACUGUAAAAAACUGAAUACAGAAACAUUUAACUUAUUACAUAUUUAUUAUCCCUUUGUUGUCCUGAAGAUGCUUAUCUUUCAGGUUGAUAAUAAAUUUUAGAUGGCUACCAUGGUCAUGAUUGGCAGCAGGUUUUUUCUAAUUGUUAAUUUUUGUAUGAAAAAAUAAGUAAAAAAUUGGAUUAGAUUGUAAGUGUGUGAAGAUUUGAUUUCAUGCAUUCCUUGUUAUAAAUUUUAAGGUAAAUGGAUCUGUUCAAAUUUUCACAAAUCCACUAUCUAUUGUCAUCUAAAGUUGUACAAGUGUAUUGAUCUUCUAAGUUCUGUCACAUGAAGUUUAUUAAAAUAUUAGAGUUUAAAUAUUUCAGUUAAUAUUUUAAUUUCUGCUAGCUGAGCCAAGAUAAUGUAAAUAUAAUUAUUUUGACACACUCAAAUUUUUGCAUAUUAUGAAAUUUUUAAAGAUUAGCGCAUUAAUGAAAUUGCACAUCAAGAAAAUGUGUAAUAGAGAACAAUAUACCAAAAACAUCCAUUGGCCCAUUUGUAAUUUAGUGCGUUAUUCAAAGUGUAAAUAUCUCUAAAAUAAAAGUAAAAAGCUGCUUAGGUAUGAACAUUUAUAGUACUUUAUUGAUCAUGUACGUUUUACUAUGUGGCAGGCUCAUUAACGUGAUUGCAAAAAAUGUAUCCAUGUUAAUAUCAUGACUAGUGAGAUUAAUCUUCACAUGAAAUUUUCUCUACCUUUAUUUAUUUUGUUGAAGUCUUUACGGGUCUUCUUUUUAUUUAUAUGGACAAAUUAUGAAAUAAUCAAAAGUCAGAGGUGUAUGCAUAACAUAGUAUAGAAAUUUAAACGAUGCAAUACAGAUCAUGUGAAAAUUAUAGCGAUGGCAAAUUUAUCACCAUGAGACUCACAAAAAUACCACUUUUGUAAACCCUCUGUUCCACUUGCCUGAGACAGUUUUAAAAGUUGUGAAAUGUUAUUUACCGUCCCAAAAGUAAACAGUAAUUCAAAUGUCAUAAACUGUAAGACUUCUGGAAGUGUUGCUGAUAAACUGAGGUGGACGAUCCAAUCACACGGUUUUAGUGAGGCCCUGAAGAUAGCUGCACUAAAUAUUGUGAAUAAGUAUUAAAUGUUAUAACUAAAUAUCAAGGGUAAUAAAGUUAGUCCAUAU
Molecule: messenger RNA, 2801 nt
Organism: Mizuhopecten yessoensis (Yesso scallop)
Lineage: Eukaryota; Metazoa; Mollusca; Bivalvia; Pectinida; Pectinidae
Product: tetratricopeptide repeat protein 39A-like
Exons: 14
Coding region: 1-1575 (524 amino acids)
Molecular function (GO): protein binding
Source: RefSeq, a predicted model, not a curated record